Cottoperca gobio is the source of this 2554-nucleotide messenger RNA. RefSeq names its product spermatogenesis associated 7 (gene spata7). Gene Ontology annotation, cellular component: photoreceptor distal connecting cilium; ciliary basal body; rod photoreceptor outer segment. The record is from RefSeq and is a predicted model, not a curated record. Lineage: Eukaryota; Metazoa; Chordata; Actinopteri; Perciformes; Bovichtidae. Bases 206 to 2023 code for a protein of 605 amino acids. Gene Ontology annotation, biological process: photoreceptor cell maintenance; microtubule cytoskeleton organization. The transcript has 12 exons.
CGUGAUGACGAAGGCAAUCAUAGCAACCAGCAUGGCGACGGAGAAGCUUUGCUUCGCCGCUCAUCUGCUUACAAACUAGCAUUAGGCUGUAACAUUUACCUUACUUUAUUGUCUUUCAGCGUUAAAAUGUUUGCAAUUAAGUACACUGUAGUUUCUGGAUGUAUCCAAGAUCUGCUGUCGCUACCCAAGAACAUUUCUGAGGAAAAUGGGAUACGCUGAGUGUAACAUUACCAUGGAAUCGAGAAUAGGGAGUGUAUCAUCUGGAGGGAGCUGCAGCCCUGGUGUGAGAGGACAGACUUCAAAAAGUAGCCCUUUCUGCACUCGCUCCUCCAGCAAGUUAACACAGUCCAUCGUUAAAGACCACAUGGUGUCUCAUUACAAAAAGGUUUACUCAGCUAAAGCUACCAUUGAUGCCUCAGUACCCAAAAGCUUGAUACACAGUGUAAAGUACAAUGACCAGAUCAGACAGGAGCGGUUGAGGAAAGGGGGUCGUCCUCAGUCAGCCCACUCUCUCUCACAGAGGAAUAGCAGAGCCUCCUGCUCCUCAGCCCAGAGUAGAUUAUCUGUGCAGUAUGAUGACAGUCCCUACCUCUGCUCAAGGAGUUCCACGGUCUCCAGCCCAAGGUUCAGCUCCUCCUUCCAUGCCAAGGACAUAGUUUAUCCAUCGUAUAAAGUCGGUUCUCACAACCAUUCUCAUCACAUUCGCCCGGCAUCAGAAAUAAAAUACCGUAGCUCGGAGGCAACUUCCCACAGACUGCAGUCAGCGUGUUCAGUGGGAGCUUUGGGGGAUCAGAGUUGCUACAAUACUUUCCAGGACCCUGUUCAGAAGACGUACAGCGGAGACCUGCUCCAAAAACAUUCACAGCACUUUACCCAAGACAAACCUUUCACCCCUAAGACCCUGAAAUCAGAAAAGAGUUCAUACCUGUCACAAUAUCGCUACUACAGAGCACCACGGAGGAAACUUACUCAGGAUAGCACCAACUCAAGGUUGAUGCGACAGGAGACAUAUCAUGGAAGCACAAAAACCAAGGAACACACACAGGAAUUUUAUGAGCCAUCUCAGGGAUUUAAUACAGAGCAUGAGUGGUCUGAAGAAGAGUUUAAUGGCACAUAUUUCUCAGCAUCGAGACAACAGAGUCGAGCGAACAAGAGCAGAGACCAUGAUUUCUUUCACUCCUCAUCCAGGGGCUCACCAGAAGGAGGGAAAUCUCCCAUUAUGAAGAAUGUAUCUGCAGAGGAAGAAGAAUUAAUGUACCUUGAAUUCAUUUCUGCUGUAACAGAGGAUAUAUUGUCCAGGGGGCACAUCUCUGACAGGUUCCUCGACCGGGUGAUAAAGCGUCACAUCGACAUGAAUCGGCAUCAGCUUGACGUGGGUAAAAUGCGCCACCUUCUGAAAGUGCUGCGUAAAGAUUUUGAAGAGCCAACCAACACAUUCACCUCCAAUACAGAGCUCGGAAAAAAGGAGAAUGGUCUGCUUCAUUCAUUCCUACCGCAUCUGGAAUCAGGAGGGAAACAAGUAAAGACCAAAAAGGACGAUGACCUGUUCUCUUAUGCGUCACAAAUCAAAUACUGCGAUUCGCCAGAUUAUGCUGAUCCCCUAUUGGCGUCUACACCCUUAAGCUCACCUGAAACGACUGCUGCCUCAACAACUAAAACUAACGAAAAAGACGGAGAAGAUGACAAUCAGGAAAAGGGCAUCAGCUCUCCUGGUCUCAGUGAGCAGGUUUCUGAUAAUACAGGAAUCGGUGAAGGGGACCAACAAAAUCUAAUAGCCACAACUGAGACAAACAAAGAAGUCUACAAUGAAAACCAUGAAUACACGUCUAUAACGAGUGACAAAGGAUUUCAUCAAGACCCAGAUGAAGUCAGUUAUGAUGGACAAUCUAAAGAGCUUGAGGAUCUGGGGAGAAGUUUGUCAGAGUCGCUUCAUGUAUCCAGCAAUACACAAUACAGCAAUGUGGAGACUGCCACUGGGCAACAUACAAAUACUGCUGCUUCUGUCAGUGAUGAUGAGUUCUGAGUUUUGCUGAAUUUAGGGAUUGAAGGUCAUUUAAUGCUUUAUUACUAAGUGAGUGUUUUACAAAGUAGUUCUACUCUGCUUUUUUUGUUUACAUUUUUGUUUUCUUUUCAGAAAAGCAGAGACUUGAUGUCUCAUUUGGGAUAUUGUAAAGUGGCCACAUACUGGCCGUAGUGGUUGAGCUCUAAUUGACCUCCAGAGUAAUGCUUUAAACAUUUCCUACAUUAUCACGCUAUGGUAACUAGUAUGAUUAGCACAUUUGCAAAUGAUAGUCCAUAGCACUGCUGUCAAAUGUGUGAAAUAAGUGGUAUAAUUUAGUUUAAGUGUAAUGCAGAGAGUCUACCCAGUUAGUCUUAAUAUCGCUGAAGUUUACAUUUUCAGAUUUGAAAAAAAACAAAACACUUUAUGUUGUAAAGAAACGUAUACAUUUUCCAGUGUGUUUGACUUGACAUAUGCCUCUGAGAUGUAGCUACUAGGAGUUGAUUGUCACCAGAAAGUGUCUUUACAAUUGCAAUAAAUUUUCUAUUAUUCUGA